Lycium ferocissimum is the source of this 1611-nucleotide messenger RNA. RefSeq lists its product as uncharacterized. The record is from RefSeq and is a predicted model, not a curated record. The transcript has 3 exons. Bases 1 to 1287 code for a protein of 428 amino acids. Lineage: Eukaryota; Viridiplantae; Streptophyta; Magnoliopsida; Solanales; Solanaceae.
AUGGAGUUGUGGUUUGAAUAUGAAAAUCUCCCUAUUUGUUUUGGAUUAAAGGAAUUUGCCUUGAUGACCGGACUACGGUGUCACCCCUUUCCUUCUGAAGAGGCAUUGGCUAGUCGGGUAAAGAAGGGUGAACCAUUAUGGGAAUUUGUUUCCAAGGAAGGAAAAACUGUUACUGCUAACUUCCUCCUUGAAAAGAUCAAAUCACCUGAAACACCAAAAAAUUUUAAGUUUUCACUUGCCUUGGUUUGGUUCUAUCACUGCAUCUUAUGUGCAAGAGAUAUAUCGUCAGGUGUUGAUGCCGACAUGACCAAGCUAGCUUGCAAGCCCUCCGUCUUCAAUGAAUAUCCGUGGGGUCUCAAAAGCUAUCUUUUGACUGUUGAGUAUCUUGCAAAACCAAUAAAAUCUGAAUACAACCUCUACGGCUUCCCGUGGGCAUUCCUGGCUUGGGCUUUUGAAGCUAUUCCGAAACUUCAACGAAAUGCUAAGAAUGUUCCCCCUGAGAGGACAUUGCCACGUAUGCUAAGGUGGAUGUCGUAUGGAGGCCUAAAAAAAUCUAUAGAUCCAUUCGGUACCACUAAUAAAAAAGUAGUGCACCCUUUCCUGAUUCCUACAAAUGCAGAAAAAAAGGAAAAAUACAUGAAGGACCUUGAGCCAUUUUCCAAUGAAGAAGCCGACGAAAAAAUUGAUAUGUUAAAAGCAGAAUUGGUUGGGGUGACAACAAUCACAACAGGUGAAGUAGGAGCUAGGGAGGUUGGUGGUGAGGACAGGAUCCCAGUAAGGAAUGGGGUAGAGGAAAGGAGCCCACCAAGGGGUGGGGGUGCAGAAAGAAACACUCCAAGAGGGACGGGUGACGAAAGGAACCCGCGGAGCCCUUUGGUGAAUUCUGGUGACAGAUUUGUUGGUAGUCCAGUCAACUUUGAUUUUGGUGGUCAGUAUAGUGAAGGAGGAGUUGGUGCAGGAUCUUUUGGUGCUUGUCCUUCAAAUGCCAAGUGCUCCUGUGAAUGUCUCACUUGUGCGGAGAAACAAAGCCAAUUGGAACUGAAAAUUUCUAAAAUGGAGGAGGAGUUCAAAGACAUGGGGAAGUCUGUCAAACAACUUGUAGAAGAAUUAUCUACUUUGAAUAAAAAACUCGAGCCUAGGAGGAUGUUAAGGAAUUCCAAAUACAUAAGAACUCCAUUUACUGCUGGUGCACGUAAAACGAAGAAGAGGAUAAGUGUGACAAAUCUACUGCCUGUUAUUUACAAGCCUCUUGACAUUGAUAAGAGCAAGGAAAGAGUGGAACCAUAAACUAGGGAUAAUUUUUGUUGAUAAUUUUGUGGUGGAUCUUUUUGUUAGACUAUUUCUUGAUGUGAAAGUAUGAUGACUAUUUAUGGAUAAUUUGUAGAAGAUGCUAUGGAUCUUUUUAUGAUGUUUAUAUAUGGUUGUUUACUAAAACAACAUGAAGUUGUUUAACAGCUUCAGUGGUUGCUUAAACAUUCACAGUAGUUGUUUAUGAUGUUUAUCGAUGGUUGUUUACUAAAACAACAUGAUGUUGUUUAACAGCUUCAGUGGUUGCUUAAACAUUCACAGUAGUUGUUUAUGAUGUUUAUAUAUGGUUGUUUACUAAAACAA